Bombus pascuorum is the source of this 3701-nucleotide messenger RNA. RefSeq names its product cGMP-dependent protein kinase, isozyme 2 forms cD4/T1/T3A/T3B (gene for). The transcript is spliced from 10 exons. The coding region runs from base 631 to 2850 and encodes 739 amino acids. Gene Ontology annotation, molecular function: ATP binding; cGMP-dependent protein kinase activity. The record is from RefSeq and is a predicted model, not a curated record. Lineage: Eukaryota; Metazoa; Arthropoda; Insecta; Hymenoptera; Apidae. Gene Ontology annotation, biological process: protein phosphorylation.
CCCCGCAUCGCGCUGCAUUUCAGAAGAGAAUGGAAUAGAAUAACGCAUACCGUAGAAUAGAGAAACGAUCAUCGAUACCAUCCAAGCGAGAAAUAUCAAAGUGAAGAAACGAGAAAGUGCGAGAGGAAAGAGAAAACGUUGAAAGACUCAACGAAGAUAACAAAUACGAGGGAUAAAGAGCAGUAACGACGUUAAGGAGAGAACGCGCGAGCAAGAUAGACGCUUCGAAGAACGCGGACGAUAGAUCGAGAAGGAGAAAUCGGCUGAGAGUGAGAAAAAGGGAAACGGUGACGAGCAACGUUAGGAAGAGACGACGUUAUAGAGCGAGAGCACGAUCGAUAGAGUGGGAUACAACGAGAAAGAGGUUAUGGAGCAACGAGGAAAGCUAUCGGUUGUAAUAGCAGAGUGGGGAUGAGUAGCGAGGGAGAGGGAAAGAACGAUGCAGAAGAACAAAAGAGCGAGACAGCGGUAAUCGCGGUAGUUCGCGACGGGAGACGGUGGAGAGGAGGUUGGUCCUUCGGCAUUGGAGAGCGCGGAAUUGUGGAGUAGAGCGAGCCGACGACGCACCGUCCGGGUCGUGCUCCUCGUCGAGACCCUGUUCUCUUCUCGCGGUAGUUUCGUUCGGGUUGAAUGGACGAGGGUACCAAGUGCAGAGUGCCGAUCGGCGACGCCUGCGUGUCUAUGCGCGUGUGCUUCGACUCCCUGUGCUUCUCGUCGACGCAGCAGCGGCUCGCCGACGAGGAGGACGCUUCCCAGCUGCCGACGCACGGCGCCGUGGCCGUGGUCGCCGCGGCCGGCCAGAGGGCCAUUUCGAACGUCACCGGAGCGACCACGAUCACAGCAAUGGGCACCCUUCGCGAGCUGCAGGAAUUGCUGCGUGUCAAGGACGAGAAGAUCACGGAGCUCGAGGCGCUUCUCUGUCGUCGUGAUGCCGAGAUACAGGAGUUACGGAGUCACCUCGACAAAUUUCUCAGUGUGCUUCCCUUCAAGUCACCCUUGACACCGACCAAACCGAGACCUAGAAAGCAGAGGGCGCAGGGAAUCUCCGCGGAACCACCGCUGCAGGAGCUCGCUACGCUGACGGUAGUCGACAAGAGCGACAGGUCUCGCGAUCUCAUCAAAGCAGCCAUUUUGGAUAAUGACUUCAUGAAGAACUUGGAGCUGACGCAAAUCCGCGAGAUCGUGGACUGCAUGUAUCCUGUUACCUUCUCGGCGGGUUCAACCAUCAUUCGCGAAGGAGAUGUUGGGUCCAUCGUGUACGUUAUGGAGGAGGGUAAAGUGGAAGUGUCUCGCGAUGGCAAAUACUUGAGCACUCUGGCACCGGGCAAGGUGCUCGGUGAGCUGGCAAUUCUUUACAAUUGUAAGAGGACAGCAACGAUAACAGCGGCUACAGAUUGCCAGCUAUGGGCCAUCGAUCGACAAUGCUUCCAAACGAUUAUGAUGAGAACCGGCCUCUCGCGGCAGGCCGAAUACACGGAUUUCUUAAAGAGCGUUCCUAUCUUCAAGAAUUUGCCCGAGGAGACUUUAAUCAAAAUUUCAGACGUAUUGGAAGAGACUUUUUACAACAAUGGGGAUUACAUAAUCAGACAAGGAGCAAGAGGAGACACGUUUUUCAUAAUAAGCAAAGGGCAAGUUCGCGUGACGAUAAAGCAGCCCGAUACUCCGGAAGAAAAGUACAUCAGGAUGUUAGGCAAAGGCGAUUUCUUCGGCGAGAAAGCGCUUCAAGGAGACGACCUGAGAACGGCCAACAUAAUCGCUGACGAUCCGGAAGGAGUGAGUUGCUUGGUGAUAGACCGUGAAACGUUCAAUCAGCUAAUCUCGUCGCUGGACGAAAUUCGUACGCGGUAUAAAGACGAACUCGUGGAACGUAGAAGGUUGAACGAGGAAUUCAGAGAUUUAAGGCUACAAGAUCUUCGACCACUGGCUACUCUAGGAGUAGGCGGUUUCGGAAGAGUCGAAUUGGUUCAAAUAGUCGGGGACGGCAGUAGAUCCUUUGCUCUAAAACAGAUGAAGAAAGCCCAGAUCGUUGAAACGCGACAGCAGCAACACAUUAUGUCGGAGAAAAGAAUUAUGGGUGAAGCUGAUUGCGACUUUGUCGUGAAGCUGUUCAAAACGUUCAAAGACAGGAAAUAUCUUUAUAUGCUGAUGGAAGCUUGCCUCGGUGGUGAACUCUGGACUGUUCUAAGGGAUAAAGGUCAUUUUGACGACGGUACGACGCGAUUUUACACCGCUUGUGUCGUCGAAGCUUUCGAUUAUCUUCACUCUAGGAACAUUAUAUACAGAGAUCUCAAGCCGGAGAAUCUUUUGCUUGAUAGUCAAGGAUACGUAAAACUGGUUGACUUUGGUUUUGCCAAGCGUUUGGAUCACGGAAGAAAAACGUGGACUUUCUGUGGUACACCCGAGUACGUUGCACCGGAAGUUAUUUUAAAUAAGGGACACGAUAUCAGUGCCGAUUACUGGUCCCUUGGUGUACUGAUGUUUGAACUUCUCACGGGUACACCGCCGUUCACUGGAGGCGAUCCAAUGAAAACUUACAACAUUAUUUUAAAAGGAAUCGACGCUAUAGAAUUUCCUAGAUCGAUCACACGAAAUGCAACUGCAUUGAUUAAAAAGCUGUGCAGGGAUAACCCUGCAGAGCGUCUUGGAUACCAAAAAGGUGGCAUUAGCGAAAUACAAAAACAUAAAUGGUUCGAUGGGUUUAACUGGGAAGGCCUCAGAUCGAGAACUCUUGAACCUCCAAUCAUGCCACGAGUUCAAAGUGCCACCGAUACAACGAACUUUGACGAGUAUCCUCCGGAUUCAGAUCCCCCUCCUCCUGACGACUUAUCCGGCUGGGAUAAUGAUUUUUAAUCGAUAUUUAAUUUAUUUGUUCAAAGAAAUCGUUAUUUCUGAGAAAGAAAAAUGUUGGAAAUAGCUCGUAUCGAAAGAAUCGCAAGAUAAUUGGAAGAUCGAUGGAGAACGUGACCAUCGGCAUUCGCAUUUAUUCAACGAGCUGGUACUAUGCGAUGUUUAGAUAAUCGUUUAAAAUAACAUCGAUCAUCGAAUCAAAGAAAGCGAAACUGGCCUGUGAUACGAUAAUUAGGCUAUUGAAAAUUAGCUUUUCCAAACUUUUCGAGUCUAUCGAAUGAUCCAUAGAUUCGAACAUAGAGAAGAUUAUCCUUUUACCGUACUAUCUAACGAGAAAUAUGAAUUUUCAAGACGUCGGCCAAAAGAUUAUUGGCACGAAUUAAACAUGCGUCCAAUUUAGGGAAAUCUCUACACACACGAGCUCGCGUUCGAUAAGAUUAGAACUCGAACGUGGCAUCGUGAGACGCGCACGAAUGCGUUAAGUGCCAUACCUAACAAAGGUAAGAGUCGAAUACGAUACGUGUGUACGAAGCGUCCACCUGAACGUGCACGAUGUACAGUGAACUUAAAUUGUAAGAGACAUCUUGCCAUCGAACUUGUAAAGUCGUGCACACAGUUUUACAGAAUGAAGCAUGUCGGAUUCUUCUAGCGUCCGAUUCAUUGUUGUUUGAUUUACUCUAUAGUUUAUUGUAAUAAUUCUAUUUUAAUUGAUCAUGCGAAAACGUGACUCUUGUAAAUAAUUGACUAUAAAUAAAUAUAUAUAUAUAUAUAUAUAAUAUAAAAAAAAAUAUAUAUAUAUACACACUUAGCAAUUCAAUGUAUAUCGAUUAUAAAUAAAGUUUUAUUAAUGCUAA